UAAAAAGUGUGACUCCAUCGUCAUCGUCAUCAAAAGCCAAGCCACCCUCAUUCGUCAUUCCCUCACUUACACACACACACACUCUCUCUCUCUCUCUCUCUCUCUGAGUCAAGACACAGACACGCACUGUAACAACAAACCCAAGACGACAAUACAGAGAGAGAGAGAGAGAUAAAGAGAGGAAAAUGAGCAAUAGAGCGAACCCAGCAUACCAAAAUGGAGAACAGAGAGGAAGACAGGAAGAAGCAGCAGCUGCUUCAUCAUCAUCGUAUGCAAACGGUUACAAUCAGAGCCGUCCAUACUUCUACCCAACAACACCCGCACGUUCUUCUUCCGCAGCAUCUCUCAAAGGAUGCUGCUGCUGCCUCUUCCUUCUCUUCUCAUUCAUCGCUCUCUUGGUCCUCGCCGUCGUCCUCGUCGUCCUCCUCGCCGUCAAACCCAAGAAGCCACAGUUCGAUCUACAGCAGGUAGGUGUACAGUAUGUGGGCAUAACGCCGUCCACCGUGGCCGACCCAACCACAACGGCCGCCUCAUUCUCACUCACCAUCAGGCUCCUCUUCACCGCCGUCAACCCCAACAAGGUAGGGAUCAAGUACGGCGAGUCCAGGUUCACCGUUAUGUACCGUGGAAUCCCAUUGGGGAGAGCCUCUGUUCCGGGCUUCUACCAGGAUGCUCACAGUGUAAGGUCAGUUGUGGCCACCAUCGCCGUUGAUCGGGUUAAUCUUCUUCAGGCCGACGCCGCUAAUUUGAUGCGUGACGCCUCGCUCAACGACCGAGUGGAGCUCCGAAUUCUGGGUGACGUUGGUGCCAAGAUCCGAGUCAUGAACUUCGAUACCCCUGGUGUUCAGGUGUCGGUGGAUUGUGCAAUAGCGAUCAGUCCAAGAAAGCAAUCUCUGACUUACAAGCAGUGUGGAUUCGAUGGAUUGAGUGUUUAAUGAUUAAUGAGGAGGUAUCAUUCACUUGUUGAUGCUACUAAUUAAUGUCUCUCAUUUCUUUAAGUAAUGUAAGUAAAGAAAUGAGGAUGGGAAAGUAAAGGCAUUGGAUUUGGAGGAGUGAGUUUAGAAUAGAAGAGAAUGGUUAUCAAUUGAUCACAAGGAAGUUGCUAAAUUGCAAGGCCAGCCAUCAUUUUCAUUUUUUUUUUUUUACUCUCAAAAAGAAUUUUGCAGAAAUUAUUUAAUUUAAUUGGUUACUUCAGUCAGAAGACAACAAAAACAAGUUGCAAACUGUAAUCUGUAAAGUAAAUCCAAUGGGUGGGGUGAGAGGUUUCUAUGUUCUUCUCCCUCCCUUUUUUCUGCUCAACUAUAUAUAUUUGUUCCGUUUGAUUA
Messenger RNA from Arachis duranensis, 1325 nucleotides. RefSeq lists its product as uncharacterized. The coding region runs from base 186 to 935 and encodes 249 amino acids. Gene Ontology annotation, cellular component: plasma membrane. The record is from RefSeq and is a predicted model, not a curated record. Lineage: Eukaryota; Viridiplantae; Streptophyta; Magnoliopsida; Fabales; Fabaceae. The transcript has 2 exons.